AUGGUGGCUACCUAUGGUGCAGAUCGAGUUGUACGAUUCUGGUGUCUAGAUGAACUUGUACAAAUCGCCAUGUCAGACGCGUUCUCCUCGAGGAUUCGCUGUGCCCAGUUUGCCGAUCCCCCUGAUAUGGAUCCAGUACUAGUUGCAUGUACCGAUCACUACAUGAAAACGUUGACUUGUGAACCCUGCGAAUCUUUAGCUAUGAAUCAAAUAGGGGAUUUACGCAAGGUUUUGAAUAUGAACACAUCGGCUGACAGUGUGGGUGUUAUUUGCACGGAUUCUGUUGGUGCUGUGUCUUACUCAGUGGUUCCCAUGGAGGAGAUACUUGAAGGGCCGAAAAAACCCAUAGAUUUUUACGAUGACGAUGACGACGACGAGUCGUUGUCUGACGAGAUCCCUAACAUGACAUUACGCUGCGAAUCGCCGUCUGUUUCAAGGGGAACUAAUUCGGUGCCUUCAGCAAUUCACAUCUCUUCUUCUGAUUGUGGAAUAGACAGCUCGUCGAUAUAUGGGAAUAAUCAAGUCAACCUUCCGAUUCGUUCAUCUUCAUCAGACAGGAACGCGACCUUUAAAACGGCCACGCGCAAUCUACGUGAGCCUGCCAGGAGGCGAACAGACACGGACAAAGCUUUAGUUGGUCGUCCACGCAGCCCUUCAAUGUCAUCUGUCGCAUCUUUUCAGAGUAGUAGUGAUUUGCAGCCUUUAAGACUGAAAGAAGGCUCGCGACUUAUUUGUCGGAGUGUAUCGCCUGCAGCGAAUGUCGCUUCACUGAAGGAAACUCCAAUGGUAGCAGUACGUUCAGCAGAGAAGCCGUUGCGUCCAUUGGCAACUGGAACGAAACCCCCUCGAGAGUCGAAUCGACCGCUCCAGCGAGAUGCACGUGUUCCCUCCAGCGGUGAUGAUACGAAUCCAGUGCAACGAAAAAAUUCAAAGCAGGGACUGCCACUCAAAGAUUUUGUUAACAAAGUGGAAAAAGGACACUACAUAGCAGUGAUGCAAUCGAAGAAAACAUCAAUUGGAGUGGAUCACUUGGUAGGAUCUCUGAAGCAUGGGGGUCUCUCCUCUAUGCUUAAAGAUGGCCUCUUCGCUGAUUCGUCGGCAGUUACAGUAAUGUUGCGAAUGUUUAACGAAACGGCACGUUGGGAUAUCAACAUAUGCAGCAUGUACUUGCCGAAGCUCAAAGAAUUUCUGGAGGACACCUCCUUGCCUGAAUCGUGCCGCCAAGUCGCUUUGUCGUCUUUGCAAUGUAUCGCUACUGGUCUAAUAGAUUCACUGCGAAACUGCGCUCGAGGGCCGAUCAGUUCCAUUGGAGUGGAUGUUGCUGCCGAAGAGAGAAAGAAGAAAGCUGAGAGAAUUAGGGUUGUCAUAGACGAAUAG
Molecule: messenger RNA, 1377 nt
Organism: Cooperia oncophora
Lineage: Eukaryota; Metazoa; Nematoda; Chromadorea; Rhabditida; Trichostrongylidae
Source: the annotation of a GenBank genome assembly